Neomonachus schauinslandi (Hawaiian monk seal) is the source of this 1999-nucleotide messenger RNA. It is a transcript of the gene SLC39A4, whose product is annotated as solute carrier family 39 member 4. Gene Ontology annotation, cellular component: membrane. The record is from RefSeq and is a predicted model, not a curated record. Bases 59 to 1999 code for a protein of 646 amino acids. Gene Ontology annotation, biological process: zinc ion import across plasma membrane; intracellular zinc ion homeostasis. The transcript has 12 exons. Lineage: Eukaryota; Metazoa; Chordata; Mammalia; Carnivora; Phocidae. Gene Ontology annotation, molecular function: zinc ion transmembrane transporter activity.
CUGGGCUGCCGAGCGGCCUCCCCAGAGCACAGAGUGCGCACGGUGGGGGGUGCUCAGCAUGCCGGUCCUGGUCCGACUCAAGCUGGGGCUGCUGCCGGCUUUGCUGCUGGUGACCGCGAUGGCAGCUCAGCCUCCCCGUCUGCUGACCUUGCUGUCCUCAGGCCAGGGUGCUCUGGACCGUGUGGCACUGGGCAGCCUGUUAAAUACACUGGCGGACCGUGUGCACUGCGCCAACGGGCCGUGUGGAAAGUGCCCGUCUGUGGAUGAUGCCCUGGCCCUGGGCAGGCCCGAGAAGCCAGGGCUCCCUGGAGGGCCAGCCCUAGAGCACAGAUACAUCGCCCGCCUCAGUGCUGCUGCUGCCCUCUACCUCAGCGACCCCAAGGGCACCUGCACAGACGUCCGGGCUGGCCGCUGGGCCACUCGUGCUGACCAUCUCUUGGCCCUGCUGGAGGGCCGCAAGGCCCUGACACCAGGCUUGAGCAGGCUGCUGCAAAGGAUUCAGGCCCAGGCUGCUGGCUGGCCUGCUGCCCAGGAGGCCUGUGUGGACCUGCCUCAGCUGCUGGAGGAGGCAGAAGGGGCAGGAGCUCCCAGCAGCCCUGGCCCGGUACUGGCCGCCCUGUUGGACCAUGUCAGCAGUGGGUCCUGUUUCCGUGCCCUGCCGACCCCCCAGUACUUUGUAGACUUUGUGUUCCGGCAGCACAGCGGCGAGACUCCCAACAUCACACUGGCUGAGCUGGAGGCCUUGAUGCAGCGCCUGGGGAUAGGCAGAGUGGCUGAGACACACAGUGACCACAGUGACCACGGUCAUCUGAGAAACAGGGCCAACCACCAGGGCCCUGUGCCCCUUGCCACCCCGAACAGCAGCUCCAGCCUGUGGGACACAGUAUGCCUGAGUGCCGGGGAAGUGAUGGCCGUGUAUGGGCUGUCUGAGCAGGCCGGGGUGACUCCAGAGUCCUGGGCUCAACUGAGCCCUGCCCUGCUCCAGCAGCAACUGAGUGGGGCCUGCAGCCCCCAGCCCAGGCCCCCCACGCAAGACCAGCUCAGCCAGGCGGAGAGGUAUCUCUACGGCUCGCUAGCCACACUGCUCAUCUGUCUCUGUGCGAUUUUCGGCCUCCUGCUUCUGGGCUGUGCCAGCUACAGCGCUGCCUCCCACUACAUCAUCCAGACCUUCCUGAGCAUGGCCGUGGGCGCACUCACGGGUGAUGCUAUCCUACACUUGACACCCAAAGUGCUGGGGCUGCACACCCACAGUGGGGAGGGCCUUGGCCCACAGACCACCUGGCGCCUUGUGGCCAUGCUGGGUGGCCUCUACACCUUCUUCCUGUUUGAGAACAUCUUUAAUCUCUUGCUGCCCCUGGACCCGGAGGACUCAAAGGAGGGGCCCUGCAGCCACAGCCAUGGGGUGUCCCUGCAGCUGGCGCCCAGUGAGCUCCGGCCACCUAAGCAGCCCCGCGAAGGCUCGCGCACAGACCUGGUGGCGGAGGAGAGCCCAGAGCUGCUGAGCUCGGAGCCCCGGAGACUGAGCCGAGAGCUGAGGCUGCUGCCCUACGUGAUCACGCUGGGUGACGCCUUGCACAACUUCGCCGACGGGCUGGCCGUGGGCGCCGCCUUCGUGUCCUCCUGGAAGACCGGGCUGGCCACCUCGCUGGCCGUGUUCUGCCACGAGGUGCCGCACGAACUAGGGGAUUUCGCGGCCCUGCUGCACGCGGGGCUGUCGGUGCGCCGGGCGUUGCUGCUCAACUUGGCCUCCGCGCUGACGGCCUUCGUCGGCCUCUACGUGGCGCUCGCUGUCGACGUCGGCGAGGACAGCGAGGCCUGGAUCCUGGCGGUGGCCACCGGCCUGUUCCUCUACGUGGCGCUCUGCGACAUGCUCCCAGCCAUGCUGCACGUGCGGGACCAGCGGCCCUGGCUUCUCUUCCUGCUGCACAACAUGGGCCUGCUGGGCGGCUGGACCGUCCUGCUGCUGCUGUCCCUGUAUGAGGACAACAUCACCCUCUGA